AUGUUGUUUCGUCCCUCGGAAUUUGAUGGCGUCGUUCCUCAGGAGGCCGACCGUCGGAAUGUUGAUGUCGACCGUCGGAAUGUUGAUGGGGUCGACCGUCGGAAUGUUGAUGUCGACCGUCGGAAUGUUGACGUCGACCGUCGGAAUGUUGAUGGGGUCUUCCGUCGGGGUGUUGACAAGGUCGACCGUCGGGAUGUUGAUGUCGACCGUCGGAAUGUUGAUGGGGUCGACCGUCGGAAUGUUGAUGUCGACCGUCGGAAUGUUGACGUCGACCGUCGGAAUGUUGAUGGGGUCUUCCGUCGGGGUGUUGACAAGGUCGACCGUCGGGAUGUUGAUGUCGACCGUCGGAAUGUUGAUGUCGACCGUCGGAAUGUUGAUGGGGUCGACCGUCGACGUCGGGAUGUUGAGGUCGACCGUCGGAAUGUUGAUGGGGUCUUCCGUCGGGGUGUUGACGUCGACCGUCGGAAUGUUGAUGUCGACCGUCGGAAUGUUGAUGUUGACCGUCGGAAUGUUGAUGGGGUCUUCCGUCGGGGUGUUGACGUAGACCGUCGGGAUGUUGAUGUCGACCGUCGGAAUGUUGAUGGGGUCGACCGUCGGAAUGUUGAUGGGGUCGACCGUCGGAAUGUUGACGUAGACCGUCGGAAUGUUGAUGGGGUCUUCCGUCGGGGUGUUGACAAGGUCGACCGUCGGGAUGUUGAUGUCGACCGUCGGAAUGAUGUUGACGUCGACCGUCGGAACCGUCGGAAUGUUGAUGUCGACCGUCGGAAUGUUGAUGUCGACCGUCGGAAUGUUGAUGGGGUCGACCGUCGGAAUGUUGACGUCGACCGUCGGGAUGUUGACGGGGUCUUCCGUCGGCGUGUUGACUAG
Molecule: messenger RNA, 867 nt
Organism: Paracoccidioides brasiliensis Pb18
Exons: 3
Coding region: 1-867 (288 amino acids)
Source: RefSeq, a predicted model, not a curated record